AUGAAUAGUGUGACGAUCAAUAUUACACCCAGCACCCCAAUGGGUAGUAGAUCAUCUUCCAAUUCCAAUUCUGAAGAAAACUUAGUUUCAGAAUGUGGCGAUUUUGAGACAGCCAUAUCGGUGGCAGGUUUUGGAAAGUUCAAUUUGUUUUUGGCUCUAAUAGCAACUUUCACUGGAUUGGCUACUGUAUUUGAAUUGAGAUCAAUGUCAUAUAUCUUACCAGCAGCAGAAUGUGAUUUGAACCUCAGCCUAGAAGAAAAAGGAAUGCUCACUGCUGUUAGCCUUGGAGGUAUGGUGGCCACUGGAUUCAUUUGGGGCUAUGUAGCUGAUACGAUGGGCAGGAAAAAAUUGAUAAUCAUCGUUUGCUUCCUCGACUCUUUUUUUUGCAUGGUUGCAGCUUUAUCGCAAGCACUAAUACCACUGAUGAUGGCUAAAUUUCUCGGAGGUAUGAUUAUAAGUGGUGUUCAUGCUUGUUUGACCUCAUACCUAACUGAGUUACAUGGAGCGAGAUAUAGGUCAAUUGUCCAGUUAUUUUUGGGCAAUAUAGCAGGACUAGGCGACCUACUCUUACCCAUAAUAGCAAUGACUGUUCUUCCAAGCGAAAUAAAUUUCAAAAUUUCUGACCACUUAGUCAUCAAACCGUGGAACAUUUUCCUCUUGAUUUGUGCUGUUCCAUCAUUCGUUGGUGCCAUUGGGUUUAUGUUUCUACCUGAGAGUCCCAGAUUCUUGAUGAGCAUCAACAAAAACGAUGAAGCCUUGGAAGUAUUCAGGUCCAUCUAUAGAAUCAAUACUGGCAAUCCAAAAUUCACCUACCCAGUGAAAUUUUUGAGUUCAGAGAAGGAACUUAAUUCCCACCGAGAACUGGCAGUAGAUCACUUGAAAUUAGGAAUAUCACCUACCAACGCAGCAGAAGAAUGCUGGCGUCAAAUAGAACUCAUGUUCCAUUCGAAGAAUUUGAAGAAUAUCGUGCUGAUUGUGAUUAUCCAAUAUUUAAUAUUGAUGAGUUCUGAUUCCGUAGAACUAUGGCUUCCUCAAAUUUUCGAGAAACUGUACUAUUAUCAAGAGACCCAUGGAGGAUCUGCUAGUAUUUGUUCUGCACUCGAUGAACUUCAGAAAGGAUCCAACGCUGAUAAACUGUGUGAGGAGGGUUGGAAUCGGAAGCAGUUUGUCUACGUGUAUUGUAUGGCUGCUGCCUUCUCCACAUUCGCAGUAUUCGCUCUAUCAGGAGCAGUAGUGAAUUUCUUGGGAAAAAGAAAACUACUGAUGAUUCUUGGAUCUGGAUCAGCAUUGUCAACUUUAGUCUUGGCAUUGUCAGAAGACAUUGUUUUAGCUGUUCUACUAACUUCAGUAAUUAUUGCUUUCGGAAAUAUCGGAUGCAAUGCUGUGAUUGGCAUGGUUGCUGAUUUGUUCCCUACAAAUUUAAGGGCAAUGGCAGUUUCUUUGGUGAUAACAUUUGGUCGUCUCGGAGGAGCAAUUGGAUGUUUUAUUUUCCCGCUGUUCUUGCAAUAUGGAUGUGCUGGACCACUUAUAUUCAUCGGGAUUGCUAUGAUAGUUUGGACUCUUCUGAUGUAUCCAUUGCCAGAAACGGACAUGAAGACCUUGGAAUAA
Phaedon cochleariae (mustard beetle) is the source of this 1608-nucleotide messenger RNA. NCBI's taxonomy places the organism in Eukaryota, Metazoa, Arthropoda, Insecta, Coleoptera, Chrysomelidae. The record is from the annotation of a GenBank genome assembly.